Molecule: messenger RNA, 1100 nt
Organism: Acipenser ruthenus (sterlet)
Lineage: Eukaryota; Metazoa; Chordata; Actinopteri; Acipenseriformes; Acipenseridae
Exons: 4
Coding region: 140-559 (139 amino acids)
Biological process (GO): signal transduction
Molecular function (GO): protein binding
Source: RefSeq, a predicted model, not a curated record
GUUACAGCAUGGUGACAGUGAGUUUAUAUAACGGCAGCUUUCCUUUCGCAUUUCUUCCAGUAUUCUGCACAGCUGCGCUUGCCGAGUUGCUCCUCAUCUCAAAUCCAGAAACAGGAAUAAUUUGGAGAAUUGAUUUGAAAUGCCAAACAAAGCACAAGAGGAUGCUGUCAUUAAUCUCAAAUCUAUACAAGACAUUGCGAAGCAGCUGGGGUUUGAAUGGACCAUCAUUGCUUAUGAGCUGGGUCUCACCAGGGCAGAAGUGAGACAGUUCCAUGCUGCUGCACAUGAGAAGAAAGCCCAGGCUCAGAAGAUGCUGGAAUGCUGGUAUGAGAGAUCGUGGAACAAACUGAACAAAACCAAACUUCUGCAGGAUGCUCUGGAGCGGGCCGGCCGGAAGGACCUGGCUGAUAAACUGCGAUGCCUGCACUGGGGCCACCAGAAACUCAGCAACAGAGUAGAGCUCCCCUCAGCAUUCCCCUUCCUCAUCACUGUGCACAAAACCAUCAACAACAGGGACGGGCUCAAGAAGAUCAAUGAGCUGAGCCGCAGGUACACUUAGACCAUCAGCACACCUACCCUGGCCAUUUGUAGUGUCCCAGUGUGUCAGCUGUCACAACAUGCUACCGCUUUGCCUCAGAUCAAUGGAUUAGACCCCUUUGUCUUUAAUAAGAAGCGCACAGUUUCUAACAGUUAUUGAUGUUAACAAGUAAAAAAAAAAAAAAAAAGUCAAUGAUUUACCACUGGAGAAAAUGUUUGAAAGUAGCAAAGCUAAUAGGGGCAAUUUUUUUUUUUUUUUAAUCUAAUAGAACCGCUCACAAAAACACCACACAAUUUACCGUAAUUCUACAGGUUGUAUUGGAGAGAAAAAAAACUAUUAUUUUACUUAAACUGCUAAGGUUGUCCUUUCAGAGCAAUAUAAAGAAGGGUCUAUUGGCAAUGCGAGAAAGCACACAGUUCUGUGCUUCACUGAUAAGGAAUGACUUACUUAAUUAGCUAAUAACAUAAUUCAUAUACACAACAGAUGCUUUUGAAAAUUCAAGAAAUGUAAAUAAUGUGCUAAUAACACUGCAUUGUUGAAAUAAUAAAUAACGUAUUUAGUG